Messenger RNA from Auanema sp. JU1783, 951 nucleotides. The record is from the annotation of a GenBank genome assembly. NCBI's taxonomy places the organism in Eukaryota, Metazoa, Nematoda, Chromadorea, Rhabditida, Rhabditidae.
AUGACCACAACCUUCCCUUCUUACAUAGUGGAUGCUUUCACCAAGCAACCAUUUAAAGGUAAUCAGGCUGCCGUUUGUUUGAUACCCAAGGUUCUGGCGAACAAUGAGUAUCAGACAAUUGCUGCUGAGUUCAAUUUGUCUGAGACAGCUUUUCCUGUACCACUUGAUGGAGAUUAUCGAACAGCUACUCGCUUUUCUCUCAGAUGGUUUACUCCAAUGGUAGAAGUCCCCUUAUGUGGGCAUGCUACUCUCGCAACUUCUCACGUUCUAUUCUAUGAGAUAGGAAACGUCAAUGAAAAAAUUCUGUUCACCACCAAAUCCGGUGAGCUCGUGGUGAACAAAUCAUCCAAUGGAACUGUUUCGAUGAAUUUUCCGCAAUACUCCAUUUAUUCAUUGCACUUGGAGGCUAAGCAAAUAGCUGGAGAAGAUGCUUUCCGAAUCAAAGAAGGUUUUUCUUUCCUGAACGAUCUCAUAGACGCUCUUGUUCCCUCCGUCAUAUCUGUUCAAGCCGUUACCUAUGCUCCAGAUGCGAAAAAACUCAUAAUAACGCUGAACCAGGAAACAACAAGAUCACAACUGGAGAGUAUAGUCUGCGAUCCGAAAAAGUUAUUGUCCACUCAUCCUUCAGGAGAAACUAUUCGAGGCGUCAUGAUUACUGUUAAGCCUACCAAGGCUAAAGAACAAGGAUUCGUGGACAUCGAUGGAACGAGCUAUGAUUAUGCUUCUCGUUAUUUUGCUCCAUGGGUAGGAAUAGCCGAAGACCCAGCUACAGGCUCUGCUCAGUGUUGUUUGGCUCCUUACUGGUCGAAGCUAUUACAAAAACAAACAGUUUAUGCAAUUCAAUGUUUUCCAAAUCGUGGGGCAGAGUUUGAGGUUGAAAUACCCAAUUCCGAGCGUGUGGUUUUAAUUGGAAAAUCUCAAACAAUUGUGGACGGGAGAAUCCAUAUUUGA